This is a messenger RNA of Puccinia triticina, 2349 nucleotides long. RefSeq lists its product as uncharacterized. Gene Ontology annotation, cellular component: cytosol; mitochondrion. Gene Ontology annotation, molecular function: aconitate hydratase activity; 4 iron, 4 sulfur cluster binding. Gene Ontology annotation, biological process: tricarboxylic acid cycle. NCBI's taxonomy places the organism in Eukaryota, Fungi, Basidiomycota, Pucciniomycetes, Pucciniales, Pucciniaceae. The record is from RefSeq and is a predicted model, not a curated record. Bases 1 to 2349 code for a protein of 782 amino acids. The transcript is spliced from 10 exons.
AUGAUCACCUGCCAAGUGCGUCGACUGUCCUCCAAGCCGGUCUUGCAGUCGCUCACCAGAUCGUAUGCAAGCCAUGCAUCCAAGAUCGGAGACACAAAGGUUUCCAUGUCAAACCUCGAAAAGGAGAAAUACAUCAACUACCAACGUAUCGAGGACAACCUUCAAGUCGUCCGUCGACGUCUCAAUCGCCCCUUGACCCUUUCCGAAAAAGUCCUCUACGGACAUCUCGAUAAUCCGCAAGAGGCAGACAUCCGUCGGGGAGCCUCUUACCUUAAGUUGCGCCCAGACCGAGUUGCUUGUCAAGAUGCCACAGCCCAGAUGGCCUUACUCCAAUUCAUGACGGCCGGCUUACCCGAGGUAGCGGUGCCGACAACGGUGCACUGUGACCACUUGAUCGAGGCGCAGAUCGGAGGGACCAAAGAUCUGGCGCGAGCGGUGGCGACAAACAAGGAGGUAUACGACUUCCUAGCCUCGUGCUCGGCCAAGUACGGCAUCGGCUUCUGGCGCCCCGGCUCCGGGAUCAUCCACCAGAUCAUCUUCGAAAACUAUGCGUUCCCCGGCGGAUUGAUGAUCGGUACCGAUUCCCACACCCCCAACGCCGGUGGAUUGGGCAUGAUCGCCGUCGGUGUCGGUGGCGCUGAUGCCGUCGAUGUCAUGGCCAACUUGCCUUGGGAGUUGAAAUGUCCCAAAGUGAUCGGUGUCAAGUUGACUGGAAAAAUCUCUGGCUGGACAAGCCCCAAAGAUGUCAUUCUCAAGGUUGCCGGCAUCCUGACCGUCAAGGGUGGAACUGGGGCGAUCGUCGAGUAUUUCGGACCGGGUGUCGAAUCCUUAUCAGCCACCGGAAUGGGCACGAUUUGCAACAUGGGUGCCGAGAUUGGCGCCACCACCUCAAUGUUCCCCUACAACCGCCGCAUGGCCGAUUACCUGAACGCUACCAAGCGUAGCAACAUCGCCAAAUACGCCGAUCAGUUCAAGCACAACUUGCAGAGUGACGAGGGAGCUGAAUACGACGAAAUGAUUGAAAUCAACUUGAAUGAAUUAGAACCUCACAUCAACGGGCCGUACACACCUGAUCUUGCCACGCCUCUAUCCGCGUUUGCCAAGACAGUUGAAGAAAAGGGCUGGCCUAAGGAAUUGAAGGUUGCUCUGAUCGGCUCUUGCACCAAUUCCUCUUACGAGGACAUGUCCCGAGCGGCCUCGAUUGCCAAGGAAGCACACGACCACGGCUUGAACGUCAAGUCGAAGUUCACCAUCACUCCCGGCUCCGAACAGAUCCGUGCAACGAUCGCCCGUGACGGCCAAAUGGAAGUCUUGGAAAACGUCGGCGGCUUGGUACUAGCUAAUGCUUGCGGACCUUGCAUUGGUCAAUGGGAUCGACAAGAUGUCAAGAAGGGCGACGUUAACUCCAUCAUCACAUCCUACAACCGAAACUUCACCGGGCGAAACGAUGCGAAUCCGUCCACUCACGCGUUUGUAGCCUCACCAGACCUGGUCACUGCGAUGGCCUUCGCUGGAGACUUGACUUUCAACCCGAUGAAGGAUACGUUGAAAGGCAAGGAUGGAAAGGAGUUCCGAUUCUCCGACCCAAGUGGAAAGGAAUUGCCUCCCCGAGGCUACGACCCAGGAGAGAACACCUACCAAUCCCCGCCCGCAGACCGCCAAUCAGUCCAGGUUGCGGUAUCACCCUCGAGUGAUCGACUUCAAGUCCUAAAACCGUUCAAGGCUUGGGACGGUAAGGACCCCGCCAACAUGCCAGUCUUGAUCAAGGCAUCUGGCAAAUGCACUACCGACCACAUUUCUGCUGGUGGACCAUGGUUGAAGUACCGAGGUCACCUUGAAAACAUCUCCCAGAACAUGUUGAUCGGGGCGAUCAACGAGGCAAACGGCAAGCCGAACGAGGUCUUGAACCAAGAGACUGGCAAGUGGGGCGGCGUGCCCGAAGUCGCGGCCUACUACCGCGACCAUGACAUUCCUUGGUGCGUCGUCGGCGACCAAAACUACGGUGAAGGAUCGUCCCGUGAACAUGCCGCACUCGAGCCCCGAUUCAUGGGUGGUGUGGCUGUGAUCACCCGGUCAUUUGCCCGUAUCCACGAGACGAACUUGAAGAAGCAAGGCAUGCUCCCGUUGAACUUCGAGAACCCAGCGGACUACGAGAAAGUGCAGCCGGACGACCGGAUCGACCUCCAGGGGAUCACCGGCCUCAAGGAGGGCAGCAAGGUCACGAUGAUCGCCAAACAUAAAGACGGCUCGGUCGACAAGAUCCCGCUCACUCAUACCUUCAACCAGGGUCAGAUCGAGUGGUUCAAGGCUGGGUCCGCACUCAACUUGAUGGGCAAAUCUAAAAAGUAA